Molecule: messenger RNA, 4699 nt
Organism: Salvelinus fontinalis (brook trout)
Lineage: Eukaryota; Metazoa; Chordata; Actinopteri; Salmoniformes; Salmonidae
Gene: ptpro
Product: protein tyrosine phosphatase receptor type O
Exons: 26
Coding region: 429-4172 (1247 amino acids)
Biological process (GO): peptidyl-tyrosine dephosphorylation involved in inactivation of protein kinase activity; axon guidance; podocyte differentiation
Cellular component (GO): plasma membrane; GABA-ergic synapse; glutamatergic synapse
Molecular function (GO): cadherin binding; protein tyrosine phosphatase activity; Wnt-protein binding
Source: RefSeq, a predicted model, not a curated record
GGGCGGGGCGUUGGAGAGAGAGAGAGAGAGGGGGAAUGCAGCCUAUGUCUCUGCUCUCCUUCCGUUUGUAGGAUCAGGCUGCCUCUGCUCGUUUCGUCCUUUAAAUGACGGCCACUGCCGCGUUACUCACUCCAUCCAUUUCGCCGACCCAUCGCGGACGUUAGGACGGCUGUUGAAAAAUCGACACCCUACGUUUCAGAUAUGGCCCAUAUCGGGGCGUUCUGGCACAGGAACGGCACCAAGCGGAUGAUCUAAACGGACGUUUAGGAGGACCGGGGGGAGGGAGAGCGGAGACUAUUGCGCUCUCAGGUUCGGCGGAGAGAGAGAGAGGAUAGCUCGAUGGUCUGAUGGUGCAGAAAAUUCACCAUUGUCUGGAUGUGCAAAUCGCCGGCGAGCCCUGAGCACAGAAGCCCGAUCGACUCCCUUCAAUGAACAACAGUAGAGAUACCAUGAUCUCAUCGGUGCCUUGCGUUAUAUAUCUGCUGUGCUGUAUCCAGACCAUUGUGUCCUUCCAGGUGUCCGUUAAAGAGGAGGACUGGAUCGUAGCGACCCUGGAGCAAUCUGACCUGCGGGAGAACGUGACGGGGUACGCUGCCCGGGUGAUGGGCGAGCCCCGAACCCACCUGCUGCCGUUCCUGAACCUGACCGACCCCACCGCGACCCCGCUGGUCUUUAACUCCUCCCACCACGGACUCUGCUACACCGUUAGUCUGCUGCUCAGACAGGGGAAGACCUGGUCCAAGUCCGUCCAGACUGUCUCUGUUCUCACCAAGCCUCGUCCGGUGGACAGCGUGGUGAUCACAGACUACCGAGAGGCUCCAGAGACCGGCGUGGUGUUUGAGAUCAGCUCCCCAGAGAACAACGUCUUCAGUCGGGUCAACAUCAGCUACGCAGAGGGCCGGGAGCAGAGAUCCAUGCUCUAUAAAGACUUCUAUAAAGGAAAGACGUUGUUUAAACACUGGCUCCCUGGGACGUGUUACAGCAACAUCUCCUUCCAGCUGAUCUCUGAAGCUACAGUCAACAGAACCACCCUGGUCCGACGCAGCGACCUGACCCAUGAACCCCGGCAACACAGGACAGUGCCCAACCCUCCUCUCAACAUCUCCCAUAAGAUCGUCCCACUCAGCCAGAGGGUGCUACCAGGGAGGGUCCCUAGCUACGAGGUGACCCAGGACACGCCCCGGCGGGCGCGGGAUGUCCCCCUCAUAGAGGAACAGGAAUUACAGGAGAACCAGGAGAUACAGGAAGUGAUCUCAGAGGAGGUGGUGGGCGGAACCACCCAGGUCUCCUACAGCUCCGCCCCUCAGGGCUCCAACAGUUCUACAGGCUAUGCCACCUCUAUCUCUAACAACACAGAAGAACAGACCGCCACGCAGCCCUAUUGGCCGGAGUCCUACGAUAGUCCCUCCCCUACGGAUGGAGAGGAGGAGUUUGUGAACGCGGUGGUUCCAGAGUAUGAGGACUCCAAUGAGCCGGGCUCUGCCAUGGUCCUGCCCCCAGAGACCUCCGUCACCCCCACCCGCUUUCCCCCCAUACUGCUGGAGCUACGCUGGCUACCCCCCCGACCCCCCACCACAUACGACGGUUUCAACGUCUACAUCUACAGAGACGGUAACUCUACAGAGACGGCCACGGUGGAUGAGAACACUCAUGAGUUCUUCACGGAGCUGACAGAGCCUGGAACCUACAGAGUCCAGGUCACCACACUGAGCUCGGCAGGAGACUGUGAGGCCAGGGAGAGCAUCGCAUAUACAGGGUUCACCUUCUAUCUCAGCCCCAGUGGAGAGGUGCUGGAGCAGCCCCAGGAGCGGCCUCAGGGUGUCAGUAUCAGGCUGCUAGGCUCCAGCACUGCAGCGGUGUCCUGGGCCCUGUCGUCUGAGAGCCACAACGGCAGCCUGGUGUCAGUCCUGUCCCUAACCUGCCUCCGACCCAGCCUCAGCCAACGCAUGGAGAACACCUACUGCAGUGAGGAGAACACGACCAGUGACAUCCUGUCCAACCUGACUCCAGGUGCCCAGUACAGAGUGGUGGUGUACCAUACUAACGGUCCUCUCAUCAGUCCUCCUUCCGAACCUGUAAUUAUGGACAUCGAGCCAACGGGAGUGCGGGAGCUGGUGGUGUAUUCUCUGAGCCCGACUGCAGUCAUCCUGUCGUGGCAGAGACCGUACCACGUGGCGUUCAGGAAGUAUGUCCUGCAGACAUUCUUCUUCAACCCUGUCACGCUGGCCUCCGAGUGGACCACGUACUACGAGAUCGCUGCUACCGCCUCAGUCAUCGCAUCCGUGAGAGUGACAGAUCUGUUGCCGGCCUGGUACUACAACUUCCGUGUCACCAUGGUGACGUGGGGCGAUCCCCCUCUCAGCUGCUGUGACAGCUCUACUGUUAGCUUUGUUACAGCUCCUGAGGCCCCCCACAUCUCGUCAGUAGACUACAACCAUGGGACUCUGUACGUGCGCUGGACCUACGGGGAGCUCUUCAUAGACAUGUCCCACAGCAGGAUGCUGCACUGGCAGGUCACAGCUCACGGCAAGAAGGGAUCCAAGAGGACGUACUCCACUGAUGUCACCCGUAAUGUGAUGGUUGCCAGUCUGGCUCUGCCUCCGGGAGACAUUUAUAACCUGACUGUAUCGGCCUGUACCGAAGGGAAACGCAACUCCUCUGUCCCCAACAUCAUUAAACUGGAGCCAGCCCCUCCGCGGUCUCUGUACGCGGUGAACGCCACCCACUCCUCGGUGACUCUGCUCUGGAGCGAGGAGGGAGUGGUUGACUUCUACCAGGUGCUCUGUAAACCCACCAAGACCAUCAACAAGGAACUCAAGGCUCGGGAGCCUCUAACAGCCCAGUCCCAUGUGGUGACAGUGUCCAGCCUGCUGCCCUCCUCCUCCUAUAACUGCAGUGUGAUCAGUUAUAGCUACAGUACGCCCAGCGAGCCAGCCUUCAUACACAUCUCUACCACAGCCAGAGAGAUGAACCCCAGCGUAGCUGCCAUCUCUGCUCUAGCAGUCCUCAGUGUCCUCCUUCUCAGCCUGCUGGUCCUCUUCCUACUGAUGCUGCGUAAGAAACACCUGCAGAUGGCCAGGGAGUGCGGAGCAGAAACAUUCGUCAACUUUGCUUCGUUUGAGAGAGACGGCAAACUGCCCUACAACUGGCGAAGGAGCCUCUUUGCCUUCCUCACCCUCCUGCCAUCCUGCCUUUGGACUGACUAUCUUUUGGCUUUUUAUAUUAAUCCUUGGAGCAAGACUGCGUUAAAGAAACGGAAGCUAACCAGCCCUGUCCAGCUAGAUGACUUUGAUGCGUACCUCAAAGACAUGAGCAAAGACUCCGCCUACAAGUUCUCUCUGCAGUUUGAGGAGCUGAAGAGCGUAGGUCUGGAUCUUUCCCAUGAUGCAGCAGACCUGCUUAUCAACAGACCCAAGAACCGCUACACCAACAUCCUGCCAUAUGACUUCAGCAGAGUGAAGUUGAUCUAUUUACACAACGACGAGGGAUCUGACUACAUCAACGCCAACUACAUACCAGGUUAUAAAUCCCCCAGAGAGUACAUCGCCACUCAGGGCCCUCUGCCUGAGACGAGGAACGACUUCUGGAACAUGGUCCUGCAGCAGAAGAGCCACAUCAUUGUGAUGCUGACGCAGUGUAAUGAGAGACGCAGGGUGAAGUGUGACCACUACUGGCCGUUCACAGACGAGCCGGUGGCCUACGGAGAGAUCAGUGUGGAGAUGCUGUCGGAGUCAGAAUCGCCAGAGUGGACCGUACGGAACUUCAGACUGGGAUAUGCGGAUGAGUCUCAGGACGUCCUCCAUCUCAACUACACGUCCUGGCCGGACCACGGUGUCCCCACGGUCAACGCCAUCGAUAGCAUCCUGCAGUUCGUACACAUCGUCCGCCAGCAGGCCAACCGCACCAAAGAACCCAUUGUGGUUCACUGCAGUGCUGGUGUGGGCCGGACAGGGACCUUCAUAGCUCUGGACCGACUCAUGCAGCACAUCAGAGAACAUGAGUUUACUGACAUCCUGGGGAUGGUGUCAGAGAUGAGGUCCCAUCGACUCUCCAUGGUCCAGACAGAGGAGCAGUAUGUGUUCAUCCACCAGUGUGUCCUGCUGAUGUGGAAGAAGAAGAAGACACAGUCCAUCACCAGUGAUGUCAUCUACGAGAACAUCAGCAAGUCCUAGGGACGCCUCCUGCACAACAUCGUGACAUCACUCAAACUCCCGUGCUUCAGGCAUCCGUUCUCUACCGAGAAGCCUUUCAUCAUUGACACGAAAAACAAAUGAACACAGAAUGUUUGACUAAAUCUGACAACGACACAAGGAGAGCAACAGGAAGAUGGAUUAGAGUUUUAAGUGGUGUUAGUUGUGUGGGAUUGAACAGGGGUCUGAAGGAGUCUUGUUCACUGACUCAGACGGAUUAGAGUUUUAAUUGGUGUUAGUUGUGUGGGAUUGAACAGGGGUCUGAAGGAGUCUUGUUCACUGACUCAGACUGACCAGGAGUUCUGGCACUAUGAAGCUUGUUUCCCCUCUUCGACCUUCAGCAGAACUACAACACAGCUGACAGAGACGUCAGGAACCAGGUUGGUUGGGACAGCAGCGUGACCCCUCUCUGAGUGAUGAAACGUCUUUUAUAAAAGGACACAUACCUUGUUUAGAGGGAGUGUGGACCCGUCCUUCACACAGCAACUUAGUGGAACUGAACUGAAUUG